GCCCUUUUUCUUACGAUACAAAAAGGUAGGAUAUAUAAUAGGAAGACUCUGUGCUUUUUCCUUCAUCUCAAUCUCUUUCUCCCCUCCAUCCUGAGAGUGUUACCUAUAUUAUCACACCAUGGGUGUCCCAAUUCUUGCCCGACUACAAGCCUACUUUGACCCUUUGGUCCUCCUCGGCAUCUCAAUAGGUUACCUGCCCAUCACUUUGGUCUUUCAUCCUCUUUUGUUUAUUACAUCCCCCAGAACCUUUCGGUCAAAAUGGUUCGAGAGUUUCUGGCGUGUCAUCGGGCCCAAGAUGGCAGCCUCCGAGGUCCAGGUCGACCACAUCGAGGCGCUCAUGUCCAGGGCCCACGGUACGGUCCUCGAACUCGGACCGGGAGCGGGCGAUCAAAUGUUUCACUACAAACCGAACCAAAUCGAGACUCUGUACGGAGCGGAACCCAACGCCUUUCUUCACCCAAAAUUGACCGAGGUGGCCGAGAAGAAAUUGUGGGGGAAGUUUAUCCCUCUCGAGGCCGGAGCUCAACCUGCUAGUUUACUACCGGCCCUGAAGAAGGCAAAUUUGCUUGUCGGCACCGGCAAGGGCACGGCGACGACAUCGAGUAGUAAUAGUCUGAUACCAGAAGAAGGAGUCUUCGACACCGUCGUCGCCAUCAAGUCAAUGUGUUCGGCGCCCCAAGCCGAGUUGGCAGCGACCGUGGCCGUCGUGCAGGCCCUCCUCAAGCCCGGAGGAGAGUUUCUCUUUUUCGAGCACGUCGAGAACAACACCGACACCAUCACCAUGUCUUACGCCUGGUGUAUCGAUUGGAUCUGGCCAGUGUUCAUGGGCGGGUGUCGACUCAAAGGCAAAGUGGACAAGAUCGUGUUGGGCAUGGGUGGAUGGGAGGAUAGAAAUAUCUCCACCAUCGGUGAUUACAAAGGAUACGAGGUCUUUCGAUACGUCAAAGGAAUCUGUCGAAAGGCUCAUGCCUGAAGUGGAUGGGUCGCAAUGACACAAUAACAACAAAUCUCGACAUAUCGCUACCACGUAUAUACGUACCGAGGUCAGGUAUAUACUCCGUGUGAACAGGCACGAAAUGUAAAUAUUGAAGAUGCCUCCCCAAACUCCUUCAUGCUAUGAG
Exophiala oligosperma is the source of this 1121-nucleotide messenger RNA. RefSeq lists its product as uncharacterized. NCBI's taxonomy places the organism in Eukaryota, Fungi, Ascomycota, Eurotiomycetes, Chaetothyriales, Herpotrichiellaceae. The transcript has 2 exons. Bases 119 to 973 code for a protein of 284 amino acids. The record is from RefSeq and is a predicted model, not a curated record.